AUGCCUCCAGAAUUCCUUGUCCCGCUCGUCGAUAUUUGUGGCAGUUCAACAGCAGUCCACGUCUUCUGGGGCCCGGAAGACGCGAGGAACUGGUCCGUCGGACGCGAGGAACUGGAUUCCCGCGACAGCGCAUACUGGCGCGCUUAUCUGACCGCCCUCGCACACGCCCUUCGCACGGUAACUUCAGAAGCCAUUCACAAAGUUUUGUUUACCAGGAAUGACCCUUGAAAAAGUGAUCGAAGCAAGUUCUACAUGGGUCGAAAGAUCUCACCGAAAGGAAACGAAACGUGUUCUUCUUUGGAAUUCUCUGGUUGGGAUCUUUCGACCCAUGACUCGUCCGUUAAUUUGCAGGCCAUUGCCGAAGGCAUUCCUAAUCUGAUCAUUCGGAGCCGAGAACGGAAUGUUCACGUGGCGAUCAACGCAUAUCAGGCGAGAAAACGCUCGAAGGCGUUCCUAGUGAACGGAACGUUGACCGAUAUGAUUAAUAGUUAUCUGACACUUUUCAAAGUGAGCACUUUGCGUUUACGAACUUGUUAAAUGAUGAAUUUCAGAGCGUUACUCAUGUUCUUUCAUCGAGAAGAAGCAUGACAAUUAUCGGUCAGAUGGAAGCGAAGCGAUUGGCCAAAGAGCACGUGCGUCAAAGUUCUGUGAAAACUGUGGCAAUGAAGGAAACGAGACUUCACUCGAAAAGUAGAACACUCAUCGUGACGAUCUGUGGAAUUGCGACAGCUGAAGACGGCGUCGCCCGAUGCGGUAUCUUCUGGAAGACCUCGCCAGAAUGCGGAUGGCUGGGAGGACAGCACGGAGCACUCUGCGCGGAGAUGUUCGCAUUGGCGAGAACAAUCGAAAAAGUAGGCAGUGAAGAGAGGAGAAUCGAGAAGACACGUUUCAGGCUCUUUCUGGACCUUUCACGCAUAUAAUCGUCUACACGCAGUCAGAGCAUUUGGUGCGAUUUGUGAAUGUUUGGAGGAAAGAAUGGAAGAAAAGGGGAUGGCCGACGCCUUCGGGAAAGCCGACAGAGUGCAUGGAAAAAAAUGCAAGAAGCUCGACAAGUUACUCGAUCGGCUGACGGUCGAUGUGAGAAUCGGAUGCGAGCACAUCUCUCGAGCACGGGAACUGGCCGAAUCCAUUCGUGGCUACGUGCAGGUGCUCACGUUCGGAGAGUUGAUCACGGGAAACAAUGAGUCGACCGCUCGGUACGGAGUGUUCUGGGGAUCCGAAGAAGAUCCGAAAAAUGAAGUGGGCUGGGUGAACGGAGAGCAGAGCGUUGCCAGGGCCAAGUUGUGCGCCAUCCGAAGAGCUCUCGAGAUUGUGAGUGCGGAGCAGUUAGAAACGAGAAAGAAAUGGACAUUUCAGGCCUAUCACAACAAAAUCUUCAUACUAAUCAUCCGAACGAACUAUAAUAAAAAAAGAGAUGGCAAGGAUGAACGUCUUCUGACAGAUAUCCGAAGUUAUGCAAGGAAACUAGAGGUGGGAAAUGGAGUUGUUCCGUUGGAAAUUCUCAAUUUUCAGUCUGUACAAAUAUAUUCGAAACUUGAACAUAAUAAUAACCUCUAAUGCAUCGGCAGACAAGGAUGUUUUAUAUUAAACCUCGUGUUUGACUUAUAAAUGAUUUCUUUCAUCGUCUCCACCUCAUUUUUCCGAAACUUACAUUUAUCACGGGAUUUUAUAUGUUUUUCACUUUUCAUUGCAUAUCUCCUAAACUUUCAGACAGCUCCAGACAUCACUGCUGAAUUCAGAGCAGACUGGGGUCCGGAUGACGUUAAAAAUGACAUUGGGAAAGUGCGCGGAGAACAGAACGUCGGAAAAGCCAAGUUGUUGGCAAUCAGAAGAGCAUUAGAAACUGUGAGCCAUCGAGAGACAGAGAGGACUGUAACAUUACGAAGCUGAUCAUUCGGACGGAUUACGAUAAGAAGAAAGACGGAAAAGACGACGAGCUGAUGACAGAUAUUUGGAUGUUCCGCGAGAGAAUGGAGGUGAAUUCAAUUAACUCAAUUGGCUCCCCAACUUACAAAUUUCCAGCUCGUCCUGUUCGAUCGACUUUUAUCAAAAGAUCUGUCACGAUAG
Caenorhabditis sp. 36 PRJEB53466 is the source of this 2067-nucleotide messenger RNA. The record is from the annotation of a GenBank genome assembly. NCBI's taxonomy places the organism in Eukaryota, Metazoa, Nematoda, Chromadorea, Rhabditida, Rhabditidae.